CCUAAUUUGACCUAAAAGUCAAUUGUACGGCACAUUAUCUACGAAGAAUAGUGUAUGAAUAUGGUGUAUUCUUAGCGUAGAAUAUCGUUUUUAGGCUAGAUUUGUGUAGUAAAACGCCUUUUGAAUUAGCUGUUUUCGGUUUAACUCAUUUUAUGGUAAAAUUUGAUGGAUAAUAGUGCAAGGAACCAUGUUGCCCGGCCUUACUCUCUAAUGGCGUUCAGCCGUUUUCGCAAUCUAAUCACAGAAUAUGGAAUUGAAAUGACACUUGAAGAAACGAUAUCAACCUAAGACAAGUUCCCAUUAAUGUACCCUUUUCUUGUUUGGAACAUUUUGCGUACUCGUGCGGCAACCAUUCAGUGUCAUAAACAAUUAUAAGUUUCUGAUAUUCGUGAAAUAACUGUGAUAGUACAAAAUGUGAUAUACCUAUCCAAAAAGUUAGUAUUGAUGAUAAACACAGCUGCAAAGAACUUGUAUAUGUUUUGUUUUUAUCAGACUGUCCAAUGCUUAUAGCAUUUUUCAGGAACAGCAGGGACUACCUAUAUUAAAUAAGGAUGGAUAAGGACCAGAAGAAAAACUCAAAGCAUCGUGGUGCUGGUGACUCCCACAACACCAGACACAGUGUUAAUUUGAGUUCUGGUGUGCUAAUGGUGGGACCGAACUUCCGGGUCGGCAAAAAAAUCGGCUGUGGCAAUUUUGGCGAGCUCAGGCUGGGCAAGAAUUUGUACAACAAUGAGCAUGUCGCCAUUAAAAUGGAGCCGAUGAAGUCGAAGGCUCCACAACUUCAUUUGGAGUAUCGGUUUUAUAAACUUCUUGGCAGCCACGAGGGAAUCCCCGAGGUGUAUUACUUCGGCCCUUGCGGCAAAUACAAUGCGCUGGUGAUGGAACUCCUCGGUCCAAGCCUUGAAGAUCUGUUUGACUUGUGCGAACGAAGGUUUUCUCUUAAGACUGUCUUAAUGAUUGCAAUACAGUUGCUGCAUCGAAUCGAGUACGUGCAUUCGCGGCAUCUCAUCUACAGAGAUGUAAAACCUGAAAAUUUUCUCAUCGGCAGGCAGAGUACAAAGCGAGAGAAAAUUAUCCACAUAAUAGAUUUUGGAUUAGCUAAGGAAUAUAUCGAAUUGGAAACUAAUAAACAUAUUCCGUAUAGAGAGCACAAGUCUCUAACGGGAACAGCUAGAUAUAUGUCUAUUAAUACCCAUUUAGGUAAAGAGCAAUCUCGAAGGGACGACUUGGAGGCCCUUGGACAUAUGUUUAUGUAUUUUUUGAGGGGCUCGUUGCCUUGGCAGGGCCUCAAGGCCGACACGCUCAAAGAGCGGUACCAGAAAAUCGGGGACACGAAAAGGGCCACCCCUAUAGACACUCUGUGUGAGAAUCACCCGGAAGAAAUGGCGACUUAUCUUAGAUACGUUCGAAGGUUAGACUUUUUUGAAAUGCCUGAUUACGAGUAUUUGCGGAAUUUGUUUACUAAUUUAUUCAAAAAGAAAGGUUACGUGGACGAUGGGGAAUUCGACUGGACCGGUAAGACGAUGAGCACGCCGGUGGGAUCACUCCAGACUACCACUCACGACGUUGUGAUAUCUCCAAACCGUGAGCGACACGCUGCGCCAAAGACUAACAAAACUAACGCAUGGCCUGAAGCUUCCAAGCAAAGCACUUUGGGUAACUUGACCCCUGAUCGCCAUGGUUCUGUUCAGGUGGUCAGUUCAACCAACGGCGAACUGAAUACGGACGACCCGACGGCUGGACACAGCAAUACACCCAUCACACAACCUCAAGAAAUUGAGCUUCUGGAUGAAACCAAGUGUUGCUGUUUCUUUAAAAGAAAGAAGAAAAAAAACCCACGAUCGAAAUGA
Messenger RNA from Sitophilus oryzae (rice weevil), 1850 nucleotides. RefSeq names its product casein kinase I-like. Gene Ontology annotation, cellular component: cytoplasm; nucleus; plasma membrane. The record is from RefSeq and is a predicted model, not a curated record. Gene Ontology annotation, biological process: peptidyl-serine phosphorylation; positive regulation of canonical Wnt signaling pathway; signal transduction. Gene Ontology annotation, molecular function: protein serine/threonine kinase activity; ATP binding. NCBI's taxonomy places the organism in Eukaryota, Metazoa, Arthropoda, Insecta, Coleoptera, Curculionidae.